Messenger RNA from Plasmodium gaboni, 3984 nucleotides. Its product is annotated as putative membrane protein. Lineage: Eukaryota; Apicomplexa; Aconoidasida; Haemosporida; Plasmodiidae. The coding region runs from base 1 to 3984 and encodes 1327 amino acids. Gene Ontology annotation, cellular component: membrane. The transcript has a single exon. The record is from RefSeq and is a predicted model, not a curated record.
AUGGAUAUUGAGAAUAAUUCAAAAAAUGAAGACCCAACUUAUCGUUCGAAAGAAAAAAUAUUUGGCCCAAAGGUGUGUCAACAAAAAAAAAAGAAAAAGGUUAAAGUUUUAAAAUGUCACUUGUCUGAAGAUGCUCAAAAUGUUAAAAGAAAAAAUCUUGAUGAAAAAAAUAUAGACGAAGAAUGUAUACAUCAAACCAUAGGAGUAAAUACAAAAAACAUGGAAAUAAAUCAUAAGGAAAAAAAAAAUAUAUAUAUAUGUAAUAAAAAAAAGAUAUGUAAUAUUAAAUCAAAUGAUAUAAAAUUAAUGAUAACAAAAUGUAAUAAUAUAGAAGAUAGUAUAAUACAAACCUGUAAUAAUAUAGGAACUAGCGAAUUGGCAAAUGACACAAAAAAGGAAAAAAUUGGAAAAAUUGAAAAAUAUAAAAAAAAUCAAAAAAAUGAAAAAUAUGAAAAAAAUGAAAAAUAUGAAAAAAAUGAAAAAAAUGAAAAAAUGAUCCAAAUUCAUAAUAGAAACAAAAUGUGUGAAAAAGAUCAUAUCGAAAUAAAUACAAAUCAAGAUGAGGAUAUUUUAAAAAAUAACAAAGAAAAAGUAACUGAUAAUAAAAAAUAUAUGAAGAAUAUUUCUUUAUCACAUAAAAAUGUUAUAAAAGGUGAAAGAAUGAAAACAUAUAAACAAAGUAAUAAUCAUGUUAUUAACAUUAAAGAAAUAUAUGAUAAUAAUAUAUCUUCUUUGAGUACUUUUUCUGUUUUAAAGGAAGAAAAUGAAAAAAGUUUUAAAAAUGACAAAGAAAAAAUGAAUACACAAAAUAAUACAAAAAGUAUGAACAAAAAUAUAUAUUAUUUAAAUAAUAAGUGCAUAAAAAAAAAAAAAAUAAUAAAUAAUAAUAAUAGUAAUGUAAAUAAAGAAAAUAAUAAAUAUGAUGAAAAAAAUAAAAACAAUUUAUACAAUUUAUGGAAUGAAAAAUAUUUAAAAAAAUUAAAGGAACUAGAAAAGAAAAUAAGAAGAGAAAAUAAAAUUAAGAGCAAUAUAAUUAAUAAGAAAAAAAGUAAAAACACACAAAAUAAUAUCAUUCAUUUCAAAGGUGAACAAAGAGAUAAUUUGAAAAAAAUUAAAAAUAUAAGUUCUCUUGUUUUUUCUGAAGCAAAAAAGGAAAAUUUUGAGAAGAAAAAUAUGAGUGACCUUGUUAAUAAUAAUUAUACUGAUUAUAAUUAUUAUGAAGAUGAACAACCUAGUCCAUUAAAAGAUAAUAAUCAAAAUGAUAGUAGUAGUAUGAUCUUAAGGGCAAAAUCAAAGGAACCCAAUAAUUACAAUGAUCACAAUGAUCAUAAUAAUAAUAAUAAUAAUAGUAUGGAUGUCCCUGUUAAUAAUAAAAGUAAAUUCAAAAAAUUUGUUUAUAUUUUUUGCAAUGGUUGUUUAGUUGUAUUUUUAGGGGUUAGUAAUAAUAUUUGUGGUAGAAUGAGGAAUCGAGUUUUAAAAAAUUUUGAUAGUUUAACUGCUUCAUAUAAUGCUUUAGCUUAUGUUACUAUUUAUUUAACCUUGUGUAUAUUAUAUACAAAUUCGAGACAUAUAAGGAAGGAACAUUGGUUAUAUAUAUAUCCAUGUUUAAAAAAUUUAUUAUUUAAAAAAAAUAACAAUAAUAAUAAUAAUGACAAUAAUGACAAUAAUGACAAUAAUGAUAAUAAUGAUAAUAAUACCGAUAGUGAUAAAGAAUUGGAGAGUAAUAAUUCUUAUGAAGAUUAUUUUGUAAGACAUGAUUCUUAUAAAAACGAUAAUCGAAAUGUAGAUCAAAAUUAUUCUAUCGAUAUAAAACAGAAAGAAGAGGAUAGUAUGAAAGAAAAAAACAAAAAAAAAAAAGCAAUUUCUAAUUUUUUUCAUUUUAACAAGAAAAAGAUAUAUGAACCUUUAUUAGGAAGAAAUGAAGAAAAAAAAAAAAAAAAAAAAAAAAAUGAUAUUUAUGAUAAGAGCGGAAAUUUUAAUAAUUAUAGAGAUGAACAUUCUAAAAGUCAUAAUGAGAAUUAUUCCUAUUAUCAAUCUACACAUAAUUCAUCCAUGAAAAAUACAUUACAUGAAGAUGUAGAUAAUCAUAAUGAAUGUAUUAAUAGUAAUGUCUAUCAAGAGAAUCAUUUGAUGAUAUGUAAUUCUUACCAUGUAGAUGAUGACAAUAUAUGUAAUAAGGAAAUUAGAAAGAGUAGUAUGGAUAAUAUAAAAGAUGAUAUUACUAGGAAAUAUAACAUGUGUGGAAAAAGUUAUCAUAAUAUAAAUAAUAAUAUAACAUAUGAUGAUAAUCAUAAUAAUAAUAAUUAUAAUAGUAUAUAUAAAUAUUAUUACAAUAUAAUAAAAAAUAAAUGGAAUAGUUUAGGUGCAUAUAAAUAUGUUAUUAUGAUAGCUUUACUUGAUAUUGUUGCAAAUACUUUAUAUUUUGUAUCUCAGUUAGCUAUUCCUUUGACUGUUUUAUUAUUAUUAAAUCAAUUAAUUUUUAUAUUUUCUCUUAUAUUAUCUUUUUUUAUAUUAAAAAGAAAAUAUAAUAUGCAUCAUAUAUUAUCAGUAAUUAUUGUUUUAAUUGGAUUUUUAUUUUUUUACAUUCCUUUUGUUUAUAAAGAUAAUAUAAAAAUAAAAAAAGAAAGUUGUGUAAAUUAUUAUUUAAAUUCUCAUUAUGCCAUGAACAUAAAUAAUAUAUAUGAGGACGAUACUUAUAGUGCAUAUGAUCGAGGUAAGGUUUACAAUAAUAUAAAGACUGUAGGAAAUAUGAAUAAUAGUAAUAAAAUGAUGGAUGAUAGUAGUAUGAAUAUUGACGAUAGUAGUAACAACAAGAAUACAACCACAAAUAAUAAUAAUAAUAAUAAUAAUAAUAAUAAUAAUAGUAAUAGUAAUAGUAAUUCUUAUGAUGAUAAUAAUAAUAAUAAUAAGCCUACGUGUAGUGACCCCUUAUGUUCAUCUCCCUUCAGUUUAAUCUCCUCUAUUUUUCUUUGUCUUAUAUCCAUUUUCUUAACCUCUUUUGGAGGGAUUCUAAGGGAAAUAUUUUUUCAAGGAUAUAAUAAUAAAUAUGAAACCGAGUCAAAAGAAAAUGCUUAUGAAAAGGUUCAUAUAGAUGAUCCAGACUCUUACUAUAAUAUAUCUCAUAUAAAAAUGGAUAAUAAAAAAGAUAUUUGUUUUACAGACAAUUUAAAUAAUUCGUUUGAAUAUUAUGAUGAUAUACAAAAACAAAAUAAAACAAAUUUAUAUAGAAAGGAAAACACUAAUAUACAUACAAUUAAUAUGAAUAAAUCGUAUUCAAUUAAUGAUACAAAUUUUAUGAGAACAAAUAAAUAUAAAAAUAACAUAAAUGAAUUUUCAAAGAUUAAACAAAAAAAUAAUGAAUCAUAUCAUAAUAAUAAAACAACUAAUUAUAAUAAGAAUAAAGUAACAAAUGUAAAUAAUAUACUAUAUAAUGAAAAUAAAAGUUCUCAUAUAAAUAAUGAUAUAUAUAAAAAUGAUAUACAAUAUAAUAAAAGAAGAAGAAUAAAAGAUAAAAUUAGUGUUAUAUUGUUAUCAUUCAAUGUAUCACUUAUACAAGUUAUAUUUCUACCAUUAAUUAUAUAUUUUCAAAUGUUAUUCAAUAAAAAUAAAAAUAUAUCAUAUUUAUUAUUUAUAAAAAAUAGUUUAAGAUGCUUUUAUGGAGAUACUAUUGAAAAUAAUUUAAAUUGUAAAUAUUCUUUUAUGGUCUAUACAUUAUAUAUUAUUGUUAACGCAUUGUUCAAUAUAAGUGUUUCCUCUUUUUAUAGUAAUUAUUCCUCAGCUGAGUGUUUCUUAAUAUUAAAGUCUUCAACACCAAUUACAUUAAUUGUUCUAUAUUUUUAUAAUAUACCUUUCAUAUCAGACACAGAUAAAUAUUUUUCAAUUUAUUUUCUUAUAAGUAUUGUUAUUGUAUUUACAGGAGUAAGCUAUUUUUUCUAUCAAUCCAUAUUAGUAGAAAAAAAAAAAAACAGCCAACAAAUAAGAUAA